Molecule: messenger RNA, 3127 nt
Organism: Lemur catta (Ring-tailed lemur)
Lineage: Eukaryota; Metazoa; Chordata; Mammalia; Primates; Lemuridae
Gene: DSC2
Product: desmocollin 2
Exons: 16
Coding region: 93-2798 (901 amino acids)
Biological process (GO): homophilic cell-cell adhesion
Cellular component (GO): desmosome; plasma membrane
Molecular function (GO): calcium ion binding
Source: RefSeq, a predicted model, not a curated record
GGCCGCGGCCCUUCGCCCCGCCGAGCCCUCCCCCCGGCCUCCCGCCGCCCCGGCCGGCGACCCGUCCCCGAGUGCGUCCCCGAGCGCGCUCCAUGGCGGCAGCGCGACCCACCGGCUCCCGGAGCGGGGCCCUCUGCCGGCAGCUCUUGCUGACCCUCACGAUCUUAACAUUUGCCAGUGAUGCCUGCAAAAAUGUAACACUACAUGUUCCCUCUAAACUAGACGCUGAGAAAUUUAUUGGGAGAGUUAACCUGAAGGAGUGCUUUAAAUCUGCAAAUCUAAUUCAUUCAAGUGAUUCUGAUUUCCAAAUUUUAGAAGAUGGUUCAGUCUAUACAACAAAUGCUAUUCUUUUGUCCUCGGGGAAGAGAAGCUUUACCAUAUCACUUUCUAACACUGAGAACCAGGAAGAGAAGAAAAUAUUUGUCCUUUUAGAGCAUCAAACAAAGGUAUUGAAGAAAAGGCAUUCUAAAGAAAAAGUUCUAAGACGUGGCAAGAGAAGAUGGGCUCCUAUUCCUUGCUCAAUGCUAGAGAAUUCCUUGGGUCCUUUCCCACUUUUCCUUCAACAGGUUCAAUCUGACACAGCACAGAACUACACCAUAUACUAUUCCAUAAAAGGUCCUGGAGUUGACCAAGAACCUAAGAAUUUAUUUUAUGUGGAGAGAGAUACUGGAAACCUGUAUUGUACUCGUGCUGUAGAUCGUGAACAGUACGAAUCUUUUGAGAUAGUUGCCUUUGCCACAACUCCAGAUGGGUAUACCCCAGAACUUCCACUGCCCAUGGUAAUCAAAAUAGAGGAUGAAAAUGAUAACUACCCAAUUUUUACAGAAACAACCUACAUUUUUACAGUAUCUGAAAACUGCAGAGUUGGUUCUACUGUGGGACAGGUAUGCGCAACUGACAAAGAUGAGCCUGACACAAUGCACACACGCCUGAAGUACUCCAUCAUUGAGCAGUUGCCAGCGUCACCCACCCUAUUCUCCAUGCAUCCAAAGACAGGUGUGAUCACCACAACAUCCUCUCAGCUGGACAGAGAGUUUAUUGAUAAAUAUCAAUUGAAAAUAAAAGUACAAGACAUGGAUGGUCAACAUUUUGGUUUGUACACAACUUCUACUUGUAUCAUUAAUAUUGGAGACGUGAAUGACAACUUGCCAACAUUUACCCGCUCUUCUUAUGUGACAUCAGUGGAAGAAAAUACAAUUGAUGUGGAAAUCUUACGUGUUACUGUUGAGGAUAAAGAUUUAGUGAAUACUGCUAACUGGAGAGCUAAUUAUACCAUUUUAAAGGGCAAUGAAAAUGGGAAUUUUAAAAUUGUAACAGAUCCCAAAACCAAUGAAGGAGUUCUGUGUGUAGUUAAGCCAUUGAAUUAUGAAGAAAGGAAACAAGUGAUCCUACAAAUUGGUGCAGUUAAUGAAGCUCCAUACUCCAGAGACGCUAGCUCUAGAUCAGCCAUGAGCACAGCGACAGUCACUGUGAGUGUGAAAAAUCAGGAUGAGGGCCCUGAGUGUAGCCCUUCAGUGCAAACUGUUCGAAUUAGUGAAAAUGCACCAGUGGGAACAGCAAGCAGUGGAUAUAAAGCAUAUGACCCAGAAACAAGAAGUAGCAGUGACAUAAGAUACAAGAAAUUGAAUGAUCCAAAAGGGUUGGUCACCAUUGAUGAAAAUUCCGGAUCAAUCAAAGUUUUCAGAAGCCUAGAUAGAGAGGCAGAGUUCAUCAAAAAUGGCAUAUAUAAUAUUACAGUUGUUGCAUCAGAUCGAGUUGGGCGAUCAUGUACUGGGACACUGGGAAUUAUCCUUGAAGAUGUGAACGAUAACGGCCCAGCCAUAACUAAACCCACGGUGACCAUCUGCAAACCCGUCAUGUCGGCUGCGGAGAUCGUUGCUGUUGAUCCUGAUGAACCCAGGAACGGCCCACCCUUUGACUUCAGUUUGGAGACUUCUGACUCAGAAGUACGGAGAAUGUGGAGACUGACAAAAAUUAAUGAUACAGCAGCACGUCUUUCCUAUCAGAAUGAUCCUCCAUUUGGACAAUAUGUAGUUCCUGUCAAAGUUUCAGAUAGACUUGGCCAGUCUAAAGUCACUUCAUUGACUGUUACACUAUGUAACUGCGUUACGGAAAAUGAUUGCACAUACCGUGUAGGUCCAAGAGUCGGCGGAGGAGAAGUAAAACUUGGAAAGUGGGCUAUCCUUGCAAUAUUGUUGGGCAUAGCAUUGCUAUUUUGUAUCCUGUUUACGUUAAUCUGUGGGGCUUCUAGGACGGCCACACAACCAAAAGUGUUUCCUGAUGACUUAGCCCAGCAGAACCUAAUUGUAUCAAACACGGAAGCGCCUGGAGAUGACAAAGUGUGUUCCAUGAAUGCCUUCACAACCCAUACUGUGGGCACUUCUGCUCAGGGAAUUUGUGGCACCGCAGGAUCAGGAGUCAGACAUGGAGGGCAGGAGACCAUUGAGAUGGUGAAAGGAGGGCAGCAGACCUUGGAAUCCUGCCAGGGAGCUGGGCACCAUCACACCCUGGAUCCCUGCAGGGGAGGACACGUGGAGGUGGACAGCUGCAGAUACAAUUACUCAGAGUGGCACAGUUUCACUCAGCCCCGUCUCGGUGAAAGGGUGCAUCUGUGUAACCAGGAUGACAAUCACAAGCAUGCGCAAGACUACGUCCUGACGUAUAACUAUGAAGGAAGAGGGUCGGCGGCUGGGUCUGUAGGUUGUUGCAGUGAACGACAAGAAGAAGAUGGACUUGAAUUUUUGGAUAAUUUGGAACCCAAAUUUAGGACACUAGCAGAAGCAUGCAUGAAGAGAUGAGUGUGUUCUAAUAAGUCUACAAAGCCAGUGGCUUUAUCAUUUUUUUUUUUUUUUGUAAUUACAAAGCAGAAUUUUUUUAAAAACAGAAGAUGCUAUGUUUGGGGCUUUUCUCCCUUUACUUUGGUGGAAUCUCUUUGGCCAAAUGUACAUUUGCAGAGAGACACUGUAAAUAAGCACACAAAUUUUCAAUUUUUAUGUAGUUUUUAAUUACUUGUCUUCCACCUAAGGAGAUACAUAAAUAGAAAAUUUAAGAAAGUCUGCAUUGUUGGUUACAUUUGGGUAUAAUAACAACAGCCAAUUUAUAGUGCAAUAAAAUGUAGUUAAUUCAA